AUGGCAGCUCUAUUCCUGUGUGAAGCACUGGUCAGGUUAAAUUUUGACCACAGUACGGGUCAGCAGGUCACACCAGGUCAGUCUAUGCAAGUCAUUCCGGCAAUCAACGACGAACAAUUUCCUUGCAAAACCUUCGAGAACAAUUCAGGAAUGGAGAAAACCUUGAAAAAGCAGUACCUUCCCGGAGCCUUUGGCUGGGCGCAGUACGGAAUCAUCAACAUACCGUAUAUCUAUCGCAGGUCGGAAAAGUACGUAUCCUUACGUAUGUUAUUUGCGGAACCGAUGCUCUUCAGAUGCCAAAACUACAUGCAUCCGGAUGUCUUCGCCUUUUGCAACCAUAUGGCCAGACUACCUAUCACCUAUUCCGAGAUGCGUCUCCUGAACGAAAUCAAUCGCGACCACUGCGAUGGUCAAUUUAGCACCAGCAACUUCACCCUACGUGAUACCAUCAUCCGUAUAAGUGACGCCUAUGAGUUCUACCUGUUCAUGGGCUUUUGCUGCAACAAAUUGACCACCGGAAGCAAGUUUCCCUCGGAGCGGUGCAGUUUUAUACGCGCUGCCGAUAACUUCGUGGUGCCCUACAUUGUGCGAAAUAACCAGAAGAUUAUGCCGAUCUUCUUCUUCACGCGUGACUCUGGAGCCCCACAGUCCAACGAGGAGCCGAUCACUGGAUGGGAUCUGUCUUACAUGAAGUUUUGCUGCCGUCUACUGGGCAUACGCGAGGAGUACUGCUCCGGCAAUCGUUUAACUGCCAUUUCUUUCGAUGAGGUCGAUGACGCUUUUCCCAGCGGAGAGGAUUAUGAGGAGUGCUGGCCAAAGAAUUUUAGAACCGCCGAGUUGUUGUUUGACCGUCCAAACGUAUUUCUCAAUUAUUAA
Molecule: messenger RNA, 876 nt
Organism: Drosophila subpulchrella
Lineage: Eukaryota; Metazoa; Arthropoda; Insecta; Diptera; Drosophilidae
Exons: 1
Coding region: 1-876 (291 amino acids)
Source: RefSeq, a predicted model, not a curated record